CACAGUUACAGGAAGUGUUAUAAACUGGAGCAAGUGUAUGGGUUUCUGGCAUGGACCGUGGGAAAAUACGCCAGAUUACUAUGCAAGCAUGACAUGGACUACCACACCAGUCAGAUACCUAGGCGUGCCGUUGGAGCACUAUCGCGAUACGACGCAAUACUGGAACGAUGAAACCGAGCGCGUCAAGGAACAAACUGAUAAAUGGGGCGGGCGGGACUUUUCUGUGUUCACUCGGGCUUCAGUUUGCAACGUUUUUCUAGUUGCCAAAGUUUGGUAUGUUCUUCAAGUGCUUUGUAUGUCUCGCGUCAACGUGCAGAAACUGCACAGAGUCUUUGCAGUGUUCGUGUGGCGCUCAACAUGGGAGAGAACUAGCCGAACAAAUUUAUUUAGGUCACUACGCAGUGGUGGAUUGGGUUUAGUCCACUUAUUUCUUAAACAAAUUGUGUCCAGAUUUAUUUUCUUGCGUGACCAGAAGAUCGACUUCCUCCGAACAGUAAUACAAACGCGAUUAGCUAACGCCAUCCCGGAAUUUGUUGUAUCUAGUAUUGUGAAGCAAGGGAAUGUUCGCGGCUUCCUUCGCGAGGUCGUUUUGUCCUUCCAAAUGCUAAGAGUGAGGUUUUCAAUGGAGUACCUAAGUAAUGUUCCGAAAAAGCGUCUAUAUAAAGACAUUAUAGACGUUAUGUUACCAGUGCCUGUGUAUCGAGCCAUGUACUGUGUAGGCUCAGAGCGAAACGUUUUAAAGCGAGUUAAAAGAAUGAUGGUCCGCCCAUCGGUUAAAACAUUUUUCUUCCAACUACAUACGAACACUCUACCGGUAAAACCGUGGUUGAAAGACAAAGGACUGUUCGUGCCAUGGUCAAUAAACUGCCUCAUCUGCCGGAAGCCCGAAACAAUUGAACAUAUUUUCCUAGAUUGCUGGGAUGCAGUAUUCCUGUGGGAUGUCUUGCAGAGAACCCUCAAAAAAGAACUCCCUGUAACGCCCUACGGCAUCCGUUUUCUUCCCGUAGAAAAUGAAAACGGAGUACCUUAUGACAUGAUCAUGGCUCUGACCUUACACAGCUUAUGGAAAACGUGUAUGGCUGUACGAAAUGUCGAUGUAGACGCCAAGGCCCCCCGAGAAUACUUCAUUGAAAGUAUUGUCCAAAUAAGAGAUGUGUAUAAGUCGCAGUCCCAACCACCAGAUUGGCUACCUGUAUUAGAUACUUUAGUAACCUUAAAACGGUUUUAAUGGUUCUGUUGGCUUCAUAGUGUGGUGAAUGUUAUGUAUGCUUGAAGAUGUGGCAAUAAA
Rhipicephalus sanguineus (brown dog tick) is the source of this 1288-nucleotide messenger RNA. RefSeq lists its product as uncharacterized. The transcript has a single exon. The record is from RefSeq and is a predicted model, not a curated record. Lineage: Eukaryota; Metazoa; Arthropoda; Arachnida; Ixodida; Ixodidae. Bases 38 to 1228 code for a protein of 396 amino acids.